GAGCAGGUGGUGAUGGGGAUGCAGCAGCAUCAUUUAAGGCUACACAAUCAUGGCGUGCAGAGUGAGGGCAGCAAUGCAGCAUCUCUUCAUCCUCAGCAGCCUCCUCAUCCUGAUCUUGUGCCUGCAGAACGGAGGGGGACAGAAGAAGAAAGAGAACCUGUUGAGUGAAAAGGUGGAGCAGAUGAUGGAAUGGAGCUCUCGGCGGUCAGUCAUCCGUAUGAAUGGGGAUAAAUUCAGGAGAUUUGUUAAGGCACCGCCCCGUAAUUAUUCUGUGAUUGUGAUGUUUACUGCGCUUCAGCCCCAAAGGCAAUGCUCUGUAUGCAGGCAAGCUAAUGAGGAGUAUCAAGUGCUUGCAAAUUCCUGGAGAUAUUCUUCAGCAUUUUCAAACAAACUUUUCUUCACCAUUGUGGACUAUGAUGAAGGAGCAGAUGUUUUCCAGCAGCUGAAUAUGAAUUCUGCUCCCACAUUUAUGCAUUUCCCUGCAAAAGGCAAACCCAAGAGAGCGGAUACCUUCGAUCUUCAGCGGAUCGGGUUUGCUGCAGAACAGCUAGCAAAAUGGAUUGCUGAUAGAACAGAUGUUCAUAUUCGUGUGUUCAGGCCUCCCAAUUAUUCCGGUACAAUAGCUCUGGCCUUACUAGUGUCUCUGGUUGGUGGUUUACUUUAUCUGAGACGAAAUAACCUUGAAUUCAUCUACAACAAGACAGGCUGGGCCAUGGCUGCUCUCUGUGUCGUGUUUGCUAUGACAUCGGGACAAAUGUGGAAUCAUAUACGUGGACCCCCGUAUGCUCAUAAAAAUCCCCAGAAUGGCCAAGUGAGUUACAUCCAUGGAAGUAGCCAGGCCCAGUUUGUUGCAGAAUCUCACAUUAUUCUCUUGCUGAAUGCUGCUAUUACUAUGGGAAUGGUUCUCCUCAAUGAAGCUGCAACCUCAAAAGGAGAUGUUGGAAAAAGAAGAAUUAUAUGUCUAGUUGGGCUGGGCCUUGUGGUGUUCUUCUUCAGCUUCCUCCUGUCAAUCUUCCGCUCCAAGUAUCAUGGUUACCCAUACAGUUUUUUAAUUAAAUGAAAUAUACCAGUAUUCCCAAGAUGUCACAAUUUGUACUGAAGACAGAGUAUUCCUGCUGGUGUACAUGACGUAUAUAUUAAUUAUUCUCACUUCAUUUGCUGUUUGUUUACUUUAUGUAUUAGAGUUUAGUAAUGUGGUGUAGUCACUUGUGGGUGUGUGUGUGUGUGUGUGUGUGUGUGUGUGUGUGUGUGUGUGUGUGUGUGUGUGU
Pseudophryne corroboree (corroboree frog) is the source of this 1268-nucleotide messenger RNA. RefSeq names its product tumor suppressor candidate 3 (gene TUSC3). The record is from RefSeq and is a predicted model, not a curated record. Gene Ontology annotation, cellular component: oligosaccharyltransferase complex. The transcript has 10 exons. The coding region runs from base 50 to 1060 and encodes 336 amino acids. NCBI's taxonomy places the organism in Eukaryota, Metazoa, Chordata, Amphibia, Anura, Myobatrachidae.